Erythranthe guttata (spotted monkey flower) is the source of this 1452-nucleotide messenger RNA. The record is from RefSeq and is a predicted model, not a curated record. NCBI's taxonomy places the organism in Eukaryota, Viridiplantae, Streptophyta, Magnoliopsida, Lamiales, Phrymaceae.
AUGGCUGAGGCACAGAUACCUGUAAAAGUCGGGGUGGUGUUAGACAUGGAUGCUUAUGGAAAUAUGACAUUCAACUGCAUAUCAGCGGCGCUCACUGAUUUCUAUGCUACACACGAUCAUUAUAAGACGAGGCUUGAUCUCAUCAGUCGGGACUCCAAAGGCGAUGUCAUCGGGGCAGCUGCAGCAGCACUGGACUUACUGAAGAAUGUUCAAGUGCAAGCAAUCAUAGGUCCCAUGUACUCGGUGCAGGCUAACUUCCUUAUAUCUCUCGGACAACGAGCUGAAGUUCCGAUUAUUACCUUCUCAGCCACAAGUCCAUCUCUCUCAUUACUUCGGAGUCCGUACUUCAUUCGGGCUGCUCUAAACGACUCUUCGCAAGUAGGCCCCAUAGUUGCAAUCGUCCAAGCCUUUGGAUGGAGAGAAGUUGUCCUUAUUGAUGAGGACAAUGAAUUCGGAGAAGGGAUUGUACCAUUUAUGGUUGAUGCUCUCGGAAAGGCAAAGGUCCUCGUACCUUACCGGAGUGUCAUACCACCAUCAGCAACGGACGAUCAAAUUGCUGCGGAGCUUUACAAGCUGAUGACUAUGCAAACAAGAAUUUUCAUCGUCCAUAUGCUCAACCCUCUUGCGGCUCGCCUAUUCACGAAAGCGAAAGAAAUAGGAAUGAUGAGUCAAGACUAUGCAUGGAUAACAACCGACAGCGUCGCAAAUGAUUUUAAUUCAAUGGAUCCUCCUUCCAUCAUGCUAGGAGUAAUAGGUGUACGGCCUUAUUUUCCAAAGACUAAACAUCUCGACGACUUUAGAAUUCGAUACAAAGAAAUCGUUCAGCGGACCAAUCCCAAAUCUCUCACUUAUGAUCCUAACAUUUAUGUGCUAUGGGCUUACGACUCCGCAAUUGCACUAGCGAUGGCAGCAGAAGAAGCAGGGUAUAAAGAUCUUACAUAUCAAGUGACAAAAACUUCUUCAAAUUCUACGGAUCUUGAAUCCUUUGGAGUAUCGUUAAGUGGACCAAAUCUCACUCGGGCUUUAUCAAAUACCACAUUUGUAGGACUUGCCGGAAACUUUCAAUUAAUCAAUGGCGAACUCCAAGCACCUCCAUAUGAGAUAGUCAAUAUGGUGGGCUCGGGAGCUAGUGUCAUAGGAUAUUGGACGAAAGAAAAUGGAAUUGUCAGUGAACCAAACUUUACAAGUUCAAGCGCAAAUGCAUAUUAUCCCACUUCCAAGUCCAACCUCGGAUCGACUAUAUGGCCGGGGAACAAAUCAUCUCCACCUAAAGGUUGGGUGGUUCCAACAAACGGGAAGAAACUUAGAGUCGGGGUACCUGUAAAGGUUAGUUUCACUGAGUUUGUUCGUGUUACAUGGAAUUCCGACAAUUCAACCAAAGUGGAAGGAUACUGCAUAGAUGUUUUCGAUGCGGUGAUGGCAGCACUACCAUAUGGUGUGCCGUAUGAAUAA